AUGAUCAGUUCUUCACCCAGAAAAACUUUGACUCUGCAGCCUGAAAUCCUCUUAGUAUUUGACCCUAAUCCAAACAGAGAGGUGAUAGGCUUCAAGUUGGACCAAAGUCAGCCAGCCAUCAGCGUAAGGAGCAUGCAAAUCAGAAGACAGCAAGCAUAUGGAUCCGUUUCGGUGCAGAAGAACCGUCACAACUUUCAUGUCCCUCAUACGGAUCUGAAAUGCGGCGCAGGUCCAGGAUCCUCCGCGUUUCCUCGCGCUGCUGCAGCACAGGACGCACAGAUGAAAGGCUGCAACAGAACGCUGCGCUCGCGCCCCCGUAAACACACCAUCCAGUCCAUGUGGAAGAAUGGCACGAUGGAAACCUUUACUCCAUGUGACUCUGAUAUCUGUGAUGACGAUGAGUUUAUUACAAGAGAACCAGGAGAAAAAGGACAAAAAGGAACGCCUGGCAGGCCAGGAAGAGUCGGCCCUCCAGGAGGGAACGGAGAACCUGGGCUUAAAGGACAGAAAGGAAUUAUGGGACAUCAUGGAAAAUUUGGCCCAAGUGGAAUAAAAGGAGUUAAAGGUGACAUGGGCAACCCAGGACCUAGAGGUCCUAACGGAGAGCCAGGUGUUCCAUGUGAGUGCGCGUCAAUGAGGAAGAUGAUUGGAGAAAUGGACAUCGUCGUGGCUCACCUGUCCUCAGAACUGAACUUUAUUAAAAAUGCUGUUGCAGGCAUAAAAGAGACAGACAGUAAGGUCUAUCUGUUGGUGAAGGAGGAGAAGCGCUACGCCGACGCCGAGGCUUACUGCCAGGCGAGGGGGGGGCACCUGGCCAUGCCGAAGGACGACGGAGCCAACGCGGCCAUCGCCGGCUACAUAACAGAGGCAGGCCUGAGCAGAGUCUACAUCGGCGUUCACGACCUGGACCAGGAAGGGCUUUUCACCUACGUGGACCGCUCCCCGAUGAGCACCUUCAGCAGGUGGAGGCAAGGGGAGCCCAACAACGCCUACGAUGACGAGGACUGCACGGAGAUGGUGGCGUCCGGGGAGUGGACCGACGUGGCCUGCCAUCCCACCAUGUUCUUCAUCUGUGAAUUUAACAAAGACUCUGUGUGAGAACGAGGAUAAAACCACACACAACUGGAGCAAUUAACUACAUUAGUCAUGAAUAGUCAUGAUUAAUCGAUAGUUGAAAUAAUCUUCAACUAAUUUAGUAAUUGAUUAAUCAUUCAAUUAAUCAUUUACUGGAGUACACUGAUUUUAAAGAGGUUGUUUGCAAAAAGAAAGACAUACUCAAAGAUGUAAUUAAGCCAAAACUGAACAAAAAUAUAGAAAUUUUGCAUUUAAGAUAAAAUAUAUGUAUUUGUGUAUAAAUCUGUUCUAUCCAGUCAGAACUUCUCCUAACUUCAUGUGGUUCAAAAUCUUCAAUUAAAAAAAAGAAAUCUAUCUCCUGUAAAGAACAUUUUCCUACCUAACUAUUAAUUGGUUCAUCCAAAAAUAAAUAAACCCUACACUGCUUUGAUGUUAAGUCAAGAAGAAAGGUCUGGGCUUUUCACAUGUUGAUGUUAGAAGUAUUUUUUACAGUGCAAAAACACAAAAUCUUUUGUGUAUUUUACAAAGUAUUUUA
Xiphophorus hellerii (green swordtail) is the source of this 1609-nucleotide messenger RNA. RefSeq names its product collectin sub-family member 11 (gene colec11). Bases 1 to 1098 code for a protein of 365 amino acids. NCBI's taxonomy places the organism in Eukaryota, Metazoa, Chordata, Actinopteri, Cyprinodontiformes, Poeciliidae. The transcript has 8 exons. Gene Ontology annotation, molecular function: growth factor activity. Gene Ontology annotation, biological process: ossification. The record is from RefSeq and is a predicted model, not a curated record.